Molecule: messenger RNA, 1429 nt
Organism: Vombatus ursinus (common wombat)
Lineage: Eukaryota; Metazoa; Chordata; Mammalia; Diprotodontia; Vombatidae
Gene: PIM1
Product: Pim-1 proto-oncogene, serine/threonine kinase
Exons: 6
Coding region: 106-1047 (313 amino acids)
Biological process (GO): protein autophosphorylation; negative regulation of apoptotic process
Cellular component (GO): cytoplasm
Molecular function (GO): ATP binding; protein serine/threonine kinase activity
Source: RefSeq, a predicted model, not a curated record
AAGCCGCUCCGGCAGCGCCCCCACCCCAGUCCCCGCCUGCCUCUCCACCCUCCGCCCAGCCCCGGCAGCGUCCGCUCCAUCGUCUUGUCACCCCUGUACCCGGGGAUGCUGCUGUCCAAGAUCAACUCCUUGGCUCACCUGUGCUCCGGGCCCUGCGUGGAGCUGCACUCGGCCAAGCUGCCUCCCGGAAAAGAAAAGGAGCCCUUGGAGAAGCAGUACCAGGUGGGCCCACUGCUCGGCAGCGGUGGCUUUGGGUCUGUCUACUCAGGAACCCGGCUAGCAGAUGGCGCACCGGUUGCUAUCAAGCACGUGGACCGGGAUAGGAUCUCGGACUGGGGGGAGCUGCCCAAUGGCAACCGAGUGCCCAUGGAAAUCCUUCUGUUGAAGAAAGUGAGCUCGGGGUUUCCUGGGGUCAUCCGACUUCUGGACUGGUUCGAGAGGCCCGACAGUUUCAUCCUGGUGCUAGAGCGGCCGGAGCCGGUCCAGGAUCUCUUUGACUUUAUUACGGAGCGGGGAGCCCUGCAGGAGGAGCUGGCCCGAAGCUUCUUUUGGCAGGUGCUGGAGGCUGUCAGGCAUUGCCACAGUUGUGGGGUGCUGCACCGAGACAUCAAGGAUGAAAACAUUCUCAUCGACCUGAACCGGGGGGAACUCAAGCUGAUUGACUUCGGAUCCGGGGCAUUGCUUAAGGACACAGUCUACACUGACUUUGAUGGUACCCGAGUGUAUAGCCCGCCAGAGUGGAUCCGUUACCACCGAUACCAUGGCAGGUCUGCAGCAGUGUGGUCCUUGGGCAUCUUGUUGUAUGAUAUGGUCUGUGGUGAUAUUCCCUUUGAACAUGAUGAGGAAAUUAUCCGGGGCCAAGUUUUCUUCAGGCAAAGAAUCUCUUCAGAAUGUCAGCAUCUCAUUAAGUGGUGCUUGGCUCUGAGACCAUCAGAUCGACCAUCCUUUGAAGAGAUCCAGAGUCAUCCAUGGAUGCAAGAUGUGCUCAUGCCCCAGGAGACAGCAGAAAUCCACCUACACAGCCUGAUGCCAGAGUCCAGCAAAUAAUAGCCUCUCUUCAAGCUCCCCCCCACCCCUCCACCUUCUCACCGAUGUUCACGGGGCAGAGAAGCUUCCUCCCUUCUCUUGCUUCCCAAGUACCGAUGACUCUUGGAAUCAAGCAGGGCCUUGCUUGUUACAGGAACAAUUCAUAGCUCAUUCCAGACCCAAGCUCCCUGGAGGCUUCCUCCUAACUAGGAGAAACUACUCCAUCCCAGGUGGCCUGGGCCUCAACUUCAAAGGAUUUUCCCCUUACCACUUCCCCCAGGUUACCAGUGUUUCUCAACACUGCAGAAUCUGGAGGCUUCAGCUCUGGGCUGAGACUGAUUUCCUAACCUAUAGAGUUCUAUUGAAUGCUGGGAGGGUUGGAGGAAAAAAAAAGGGGUGGGGG